Messenger RNA from Hirsutella rhossiliensis, 1359 nucleotides. RefSeq lists its product as uncharacterized. The record is from RefSeq and is a predicted model, not a curated record. The transcript has a single exon. The coding region runs from base 1 to 1359 and encodes 452 amino acids. Lineage: Eukaryota; Fungi; Ascomycota; Sordariomycetes; Hypocreales; Ophiocordycipitaceae.
AUGCCACCGCGGCCUGGCCUGCCUGACACCGUCGGGACUUCAGGGGUAUCGCAAUCCUUGGCCCUCAAGCCGCCCCUGCCUCCAACCUUUCCCACGCGCCUCGCCCAGCAAGCCAGACCCAUCGAGCUUCAGCUCCCGCCCCUCAUCGCCGGCGCCCUGCCCGCAGCAUUUGCCAAGACCGUGGCCCAUGCCCUCGACAACGCCCUCUUCACCCACUACUACCGUGGCGACCAGGACGUCCAGCUAAAUCUCGACCGUGUCGUUGACCGCAUCCUCGUUAAUUUCACCAGACGGCUCUGGCAUGAGCUGUACUACUUCUACCACCAAGCCUCCGAUGCCGAGCACUCUCGCCAGGUCGCUUUGCUGUUCGAGGGCCCCAUCCGCCAGAUCGUCCUCGUUCUCAACGGUCCCGAGACGGCAAAGUGCCUCCUCGACCUUUUGGCCCCGGGCUUAUCUCGGCGGCAGUCGACGUGGUCGUCCAGUGCCCGAGGCAUAGAUUUGCCGCUGGCCUUGCAGCUUCUCUGUGGCUACCUGCACAGGGAGAGACCGGCGCAGUUUCCCGGAGAGCCGCCCGACCAAGUCGCCCGUCUUCUUCACUCCAGAAUCCUCACCGGCAACGCUUCGGCCAAUCUCAUCUCUGAAAUUCGGACCGUUCUCUUGUCUUCGCAUCAUGUUCAGAUGCAUACUGCCGAGUCAGCCAUCUGGAGUAUCCUCCUCGUCAAGUGCCCCCGACCUCCCCCCGCCGAUGGCUUUCGCGCCCUCCAGUUCAAGUACGCAUGUCAAUUGUUCGGGCCAAUGGAUGGCAUAGGCGACCCGGAACUGGUCCGCAUUGGCUCACUGCCCGCACUCACGGGAACUGCCGACGAAUGCGUGUGCACGACUGUUUCCGACUAUGUCAGCCAUGUAUGGCCGCAAUGCGGCUUGAGUGUCUUGCAUUGUCUCGAAGAGGCAGUGAGCAGCGCCUCACUUUCGGUCCACGGUCAAAGCCGGUCAGGAGUUGCUGUGUGGGAUGGUGCAGACGAGGACCGCUCCACCUGCUCGGGACUUCGGCUCAUUCAUGUUGAGAUAGAAGAGACGGAGAUUCGGAUGAGCGUGUCUGCGCGGAUCCCUGCCAUGAUACAGGUAUUCCAACAGAUGAGCUGGACCUUUGCGACGCUCAGCGCCUCGCCAUUUCCCGGCAUGCUCUCUGAGUGUGCCGUCGACAUCUCCAACUGGACUCACGACAACGACUCGGCACAUGUCAACUGUGUCCUGUCACACAGGCCCGUCGCGCACGACGCCUGCCUCCCCUGGCUGCGACAGAUGCAAGGCGCGGCGAUUGCCAGUGGGUUUCCCAUUCAAGGCCUGCCGACGCAAUAA